AAACACACCACUACCAGUGGACUAGCCCCCGGUAGUGAUUACACUAAUGUGUGGCCCAAGGGCUACUGAACAGGACUUUAUCUUUUAACCUUUUUUAUACCAUCACAGAUGGAAGCGGGUAACGUUAAGGACUCAGGUUCCCCACUGUUGCUAAACUCAGAGGAGGGAUGCGAAAUCACCGAGCUGACAACGACUUUCGGUUCGACAGAAAACUGGCACAGUGUUCGAUCGUCUCGCAUCCCAGACCCCAGGAACGGGACGUUCCUGACGGAAACCGAGGAGGCCAAGAAGAGAAAGCUGCAGGCGGUUUCUGUGAGACGCAGGAAACUGGAGAUACAGAUGUCUCGCCUGCAGGACAAGGUGACGCGGGAACACAGGAAGACGAGCCGCAUCCUGCAGCGGAUCGACCAUCAGAAGGAGGAGAAGGCGAAACUUGCCGUGGUGCAGGCCGAGAUACGGCAGCUCCGAGGGACCAUGUCAGACGUGUGCGAGGUGCGUCGACAGGCCAGGCAGAACCUCCAGGAUGCCAAAGACAAGGCGGAGCGGGCUGUGAAAACGGAAGAGACCUCCCUCCAACAGCAGGCAGACUCGCUCUCCAAACUACAGGACGUCAGGAAGGAGAUACAGAAGCUGCGGUUCCACGUCGAUCUGGAGAAGGAGAGAAGACGCGUCGGCGCCAUGACGCUUCACAACGAGACGUGGAAAAAGGACAAGGACUUGUUCCGUCACGCACAGACCCAGACGGAAGAACAGGCGACGACACCCAGAGCUAAGAACUACCACACAACGUUUGCGACGUACAACGUUCCAGUUACAGCGUUAAAGAGACCGAGUAGUUGGCCUGCGGAGUACGGUUGUCGCUCCCUGCCCAUCACUAGUGGCAGACACACGUCGGUGGAACUGUGGCGUAUUGGUGAGCCAGCGGAGAACGAAAGUGGAUCGUCCCGUAGUGCAACUCCUAGCAGAGACUUACCCCAGAAGUUUAGGCUGUGGUCUGGACCGCGGCGUAAUACGAAAGGCAACAAAUACUUGAUAAAGUGAUUUUAAAGGGCUGGGUGGAUCCAGUAGUGC
Molecule: messenger RNA, 1071 nt
Organism: Branchiostoma belcheri (Belcher's lancelet)
Lineage: Eukaryota; Metazoa; Chordata; Leptocardii; Amphioxiformes; Branchiostomatidae
Exons: 4
Coding region: 109-1041 (310 amino acids)
Source: RefSeq, a predicted model, not a curated record